AUGAAGUACCUUUUGAUCUUUUUAAUAGAACACUCCUCAUUUGGUCUUUGUCUGGCAUUUCCUCAUGAGUAUAUCCUGACUAUAUUCCUGGUCAGAAUACGAUAUGAUCGAGCCUUUUCUUCUGCCUCCUCGGACAAAGUGAAAAAUCACUUCACUGGAAAAGAUUCCCGCCAGGCCAGCGAGCAUGUGCACAUGUGCACCCCAGCCGCACGCCGCCCCCGGCGUGUUCCGUUCUCUCAGAAGCACUGGGGCCAGCAUUUCCGCUCCGGUGCCUGGCAGGAUGCUUACGUAACCAUCACCUGCCAGAAGCCACUGACCUACAGUCUCUGCCUGGACAACCACACUACUCUGACAGGCACGAUCAUGAGGCCACGGAACACCCAGUGCAGUUUUGUCAGAACUUUCCAGAAACAUCAUCUCCAGAAUGGGCGGGGGUCCAGGAGAGACCAUGUUCUAAGCGAAUUCCCAAAGGGAAAAGCAGUGCUCAGAUUAAAGGCAAAAGAAUGGGCAGCAGAGGAUGAGAUGGGUGGCUAG
Molecule: messenger RNA, 534 nt
Organism: Rangifer tarandus platyrhynchus (Svalbard reindeer)
Lineage: Eukaryota; Metazoa; Chordata; Mammalia; Artiodactyla; Cervidae
Source: the annotation of a GenBank genome assembly